Molecule: messenger RNA, 4497 nt
Organism: Chara braunii
Lineage: Eukaryota; Viridiplantae; Streptophyta; Charophyceae; Charales; Characeae
Source: the annotation of a GenBank genome assembly
GCAUAAGCAGAAAGUACUGCUUAGAGAGAUGUCAGACGAACUACGCCGCCUUAAGUCGCUCCUCGACGAAAUGACAGAAACUGCRGAGCACAGGAUGUUCACCGUGUUCUGGUUGUUGCUUGASAACAUGAAAGAUAUAGACGUUACUCGUCUGAGGGAGGACAUGUCAGCCAGACUUCAGGCAAUUGCUGAAACGAAGAACACCACGUUCGACRAGUUUCAGGCAUGGCUGGAUAUUGAAAGGGAAAGGCGCACCGCAGUCUUGAAGCGAUUCUCYGCCCACGUCACGAAGACAACAAACGGGGAGUCAGACGGAGGGGAUGUCAUGUGUCUUGCCAGCUGCGGAAMGUGUGUGCUGAAGGAGGGGUGGGCAUCGUACAAUAGCCAAGAUUACAACACAGGUUCGCUACCUACGACGRCAMGCAGCGUCGUUGAYCUCUUAGCCUUCRCCGAGGACUGCAUUCGCCACUGUACGGAAACCGUCGAGGAGUACRGUCUGAGUGAARUGGGUGUMGGGUCUGUUAAUGACGAGCUUCCUGCAAAAAUCGCGUYUCUGCUGAGCAGUUGYGAARACGUAAUGGAUGCCCUGCAACACACUCGAGGCAGGUUGUUGGCUGGAGAACUGACGGUGACAUGUAUGGAAGGAGAUGUUAUGGGAUGUGGAGAAGGUGAAACGAAGAAGGGAAGAGAAGAAGCUGACAGACCAAUUAGAGUGUGUUCGGAAAAUGGGGCCACUCUUGGGAAGGAUGCGCCUGCGCCACACGUCCUGUUGGCGUGCAGUGAUGUUGCCGCACUGAAAUCUCACCACACUGCAGACAUGAUGACGGAUGGUGAGGCCAGUGAGAAUGAUGCAGGGUGUGUUGUUGCAGACGAGAAUGUGGUCAGGACGUCGGCAGGAACUCUCUUCCCUUAUGACAUCAAUUGGGUGCCUGGUCGUCUUCAACCGGGUAUCGUUGGAGGAGCGUCGUGCUUCGCGUCCAAAGUCAAUAGGGAAUGGGUUCCAUAUCCCGCCCCCAAAGCGACGUCGUGGAGGGGCGUGACUCUGUCAAUCAUCUUCGACAGAGUGCUGAGGUUGAACGAUGAGGUGAGCGCUGACGACAAAUCGCGGCAUGUGUUGAAACUGUGGCAUGUUCUGGAUGCGAAGGGCGAGUUGAGGCUCAAUGAUUUUGAGUAUGACAGUGUUGACUGCGGAGAGUCGUGGGUGAUUGGCGGGUUGGACACUGCAGCGAGUUCGGUUUGCCCACAGACUGAUGCUAGGAGGAAUCUACGGUGGGGUUGGGUGCCACAUGACGCCCCGCUUCUUUGUGGCCGUGUGAAGGUGCCGAUGCGUGAUGCCAUGGGGAAUGUAUGGACCACGUGUUAUAUAAACGACAACUUCUCAUCUAGGCACCUGAACAGGGAGGUGACUGAAGAGGAGAAGAUGGCGAUGGCUUGUCACACCCCUGCUGCUCGUUGUUUUUCGCCGCCUCUUUGGAACCCUGUGGAGCUCGAGGUGGCAGAGGGGAAAGUGUUCGCCGGUGACCAUGGGUACACAUACACGCAUGCCAGAGGGGAGGACGCUACUGCUGAUGGAAUAACCACGCUGGUAUGGGACCCAUUCAACCUGAACCCUGACGUUCUGGCUGCCAUAGACAUUGCGGCCCAUGUCAUCCUUGAGGGGCAGUUGCAGCAGCAUGUGGCCCCUCAGAAGUAUGGAUAUCGUGUGAAUUGGGUCCCAGGAUGUCUGCAGCCGACAACAGUUGAUGGCAAGGUGACCAUGGCAGCGAAACUGCAGACAAGCCAUUGGCUGCCCUUGGGGUGGAUGCAUGCAGGCAUGGUGGAGCAGUGGCAGUUCCUGGUGGUAGUGGCACGUGUCUCCCUUUUCAAUGCAGAUGUGAAGGACCACGUGCUGGUUGUGGAGCAUGCAAAGCGGUGCUGGGAGAAGAUAAGGGAGGAGGACCGUCAGAUGGUGUGCAUGGGUUACGACUCCAUGCCAGACCAGGGGAUGUGGUCCAUGGUUGAGGGGAGUCCUGGUGGGCAAGGGCAGGGCGAUGGCGAGAACAGGUACAUGGCUCACAUCCGCCGCAGGCAUGGUUGCUCCGCCCUUGUUGGUUGGGUCCCGGCCGUAUGUCGCAUGACAUNCGAGAACAGGUACAUGGCUCACAUCCGCCGCAGGCAUGGUUGCUCCGCCCUUGUUGGUUGGGUCCCGGCCGUAUGUCGCAUGACAUACGAGCAAGGUGGAGAGAUGAUGAUGAGGUUCAGGGACCCGCUUGGUGUGCCGUUUCUGCUGACGUACUCGGAUGGCCUCCUGCGAGACAUUCGGUAUAUGGUGGCCGAGGACACCCGAGGUGGACAUCGGAGGCCGGGACAGACAGAGGAGACACGCCCGGGACAUCAGGACGGUUUGUCUGCUGAGGUGGAGGGCCCAUGUGGCGGUGAGCGAGUUGCAGGGUGCUCUGCAGCGCAGGGUGACGUGGCCGGGCCCAGCAAGACAGCGAUGUCCCACAGCCCGAGGAAGGUGAAGGCGGUUGUGUCGAGGCCGCGGAGAGGGAAGACGACUGGUGACAAGCAAAAGAAGAACCCCCAGCCUGUGCCACAGACCGGUAACAAUGCAGAUGCGCCUGCACGGGUCCACAGACGCCGCAGACACCCCGGGAUGGCAACUUUGACAGAGAUCAGGAAGUUGCAACGAUCCACCGACCUUUGUAUCCCUUUCAGGCCCUUCUUGCGAGUCGUCCGCGAGGUGGUGGAGAAGGACAUUACCCCUAAUAAGGGCCUGAGGUUCCAGAUGACGGCUGUGCGUGCUUUGAUGGAGGCUGCGGAGGCUUACCUGGUCGCCAACUUCGAGACCACAAACGAAGUGGCGAUCCACUCGAAGAGGGUGACCAUCCAGGUGACGGAUAUGAGGCUGGUGGAUAGGUUGACGAAGCCUCGCUGGGUGGAGAAAUAUCAGGGGAUAUUGGAAGAGAGGGCUCGAGCUGAGGACAAGCAGCGAUGGAUGGAUGCCAGACAGGCUGAGAGGGAAGGUCGGGAAGCAGGCGCGAAGAAGAGAAAGCCACCGGCACCGAAUCACGGUGUGGAAUACGUUCUGCUUGAUCAGCUAUGUGACCUCAUGAACAAGACAGAGGACGACAGGAAUGUCAUUCAUGAGGCCUUGCACGAAGUCACAGAGUACGCCGUGCAGGGUCGAUAUCUCAUUGAUUUUGUGCUAGUGUCAGCAAGAGAGGAGAUCAUUAGUGGCAGACCAUUGUGGGGGGGCUUGUUGGGUUGUGCUUUGGAGCGGCUUGGUCUUGCAACCUGCGAUGUCGAGAGACAGAGAGAAAGGGAACAGGGUUGGAGGCUGAUUACCAGCGAAACAAGGUUACCGGUCAUUGAAGAAACCGGGGAGAUAUCAACAGCACAAGAUAUGAGUGGGACGAUGGUGGUCGACGUGUCUACCAUGUACACAUCAACGACAGAGGACUUGGUGUAUAUGGACAUGUGUGAGGGUUUCUUCUUAGGGGAACAACAGUUGGCAGAGCGCAGAGAUGAUGCAGAGCACAGAGAUGAUGCAGAGGAGGAGGAUGAGGAAGAGUACGAGGGAUCUGACGUGGAGGUGAGCGGCAGCGACGUCAACAGCGACGAAGAGGACGACGACAAUGAUGUGUACUACGAUCUCAAGACGGCCUGUGGACAAGUAACCAAAGGUUGGGCACAUGCAAUCCUCAGGUUGGCAAGAGUAUUUCCCGAUCCGCACAACGUGCUGCGUGUGGUGUUCAAGGGGGCGACACCUGAUGGCGCAAUGCAGUAUGCUGCAGUGACCAGCAUAAUGCAAUCCUGCAACAAGGGAAAAAAAUGGUCAUAUGUCGGCAAGGGAUGGUUUGUUCUGGUGAACAGAGAGGCUGUGCUAGCAACAUCGUUGACAUGGGGACUGAACCUGAGCUGCCUCCUACAUGGCGCAGUGGCCACAGCUUGGGGAGAGACUUUGCACCCCGGCCUGUCAACAGGGGACGCAAUAGAAAUGGACAGCGGUCCACGGGUGUGCGACUGCGGCAGACCUUUCAUGUCCUUACGGACUUUAAACUCGCAUCGUGCGAGGGCAUGCCCCGCCGUGGCGGAUGAGGGAGCGCAAAGGCAGAAGAAUGAUGUUGCCCACGACCCGGGACCAUCCAACAUAGGCGCAACCAAUCUCGCUGGUGAUGAGAGCGAGGACGCGGGGGCGGAGGACGACGCGAAUGGGGCAGCCGGUGAUAACGCAGAGCCGGCAGCGCAACCCGUCGAGCCUUUUGACAGCUCGCGCAGGCUAGCAGCGCUUAUUUUCUCCACCAGGGGUGGCGUCGGUAUGUCACAUACGGACGUUGAUGCUCUCUUGUCACUUCUCAAAGACCCGAGAUUCAGCGCGACGGACAUUGCGUACCGCAACAAUCGAGAGUGCUUCGCAUGGGCGGGCAGUCUAGCAGUGGCCGCUGGGUGGAAGGAGUUGGAUCUGCGUAGUGACGACUAGCCUUGAGAAGCGCAAGCCGUCUUGUGGCACCGCGA